UGCGGGCAAGGCUUCCCCGGUCCACGGCGGCUUCCACACCCGCGGGGGAACAGCAUCCACUGCCGCGGAGCCGCCGAUGCGCGUCCACUGACCCGGACGGCCGAGCCUGCGCGCGCAGCGGGGCGGCGGCAGACGCCCCGGCCACCGUGACCCCAAUUUUGGAUUUACCGCUCGGGGGGUGGGGGGAGCCUGGAUUUAACUGGCGACUGCUCUGGGGGACGCCGGACGCCAUGUUGUGGAAAAUAACCGAUAAUGUCAAGUACGAAGAGGACUGCGAGGAUCGCCACGACGCGGGCAGCAAUGGGACCCCGCGCAUCCCCCACCUCUCCUCCGCCGGGCAGCAUCUCUACAGCCCCGCGCCGCCGCUCUCCCACACCGGGGUCACCGAAUACCAGCCGCCGCCCUACUUCCCGCCUCCUUACCAGCAGCUGGCUUACUCGCAGUCGGCCGACCCCUACUCGCAUCUGGGAGAAGCCUACGCCGCCGCCAUCAACCCCCUGCACCAGCCGGCGCCCGCCGGCAGCCAGCAGCAGGCCUGGCCCGGCCGCCAGGGCCAGGAGGGCGCCGGCCUGGCCGCGCACCACGGGCGCCCGGCCGGCCUGCUCCCGCACCUCUCGGGGCUGGACGGGGGUGCCGUCGGCGCGCGCAGAGAUGCCUUCCGCCGCUCCGACCUGCUGCUGCCCCACGCGCACGCCCUGGACGCCGCGGGCCUGGCCGAGAACCUGGGCCUGCACGACAUGGCGCACCCGAUGGAGGAGGUGCAGAAUGUGGAAGACCAGCACCUGCUGCUGCACGACCAGACUGUGAUCCGCAAAGGCCCCAUUUCAAUGACCAAGAACCCCCUGAGCCUGCCGUGCCAGAAGGAGCUGGUGGGGGCCGUGAUGAACCCCAGCGAGGUGUUCUGCUCGGUCCCGGGGAGGCUGUCCCUGCUCAGCUCCACAUCCAAGUACAAGGUGACCGUGGCUGAGGUGCAACGGCGACUGUCGCCGCCGGAAUGUCUCAAUGCCUCCUUGCUGGGAGGCGUGCUCCGAAGAGCCAAGUCUAAAAAUGGAGGCCGGUCGCUGCGGGAGAAGCUGGACAAGAUCGGGCUGAACCUCCCUGCUGGCCGCCGGAAGGCCGCCCACGUGACUCUGCUCACGUCCCUGGUGGAAGGUGAGGCCGUUCACUUGGCUCGCGACUUCGCGUACGUCUGCGAGGCUGAAUUUCCUAGCAAGCCGGUGGCGGAGUAUUUAACCAGACCUCACCUGGGUGGACGCAACGAGAUGGCUGCCAGGAAGAACAUGCUGUUGGCGGCGCAGCAGGUGUGUAAGGAGUUCACGGACCUUCUCAACCAGGACCGCACGCCCAACGGCAACAGCAGGCCCACCCCGGUGCUGGAGAGCAGCAUCCAGAACUGCUUGUCGCACUUCAGCCUCAUCACGCACGGCUUUGGCAGCCAGGCCAUCUGCGCCGCCGUGGCCGCCGUCCAGAACUAUAUCAAGGAGGCCCUGAUCACCAUAGACAAGUCCUAUCUGAACCCCGGCGACCAGAGUCCAGCUGACAGUAACAAAGCCCUGGAGAAGAUGGAGAAGCACAGGAAAUAG
This is a messenger RNA of Ochotona curzoniae (black-lipped pika), 1583 nucleotides long. RefSeq names its product transcription factor AP-2 gamma (gene TFAP2C). Gene Ontology annotation, biological process: anatomical structure development; regulation of cell population proliferation; regulation of transcription by RNA polymerase II. The transcript has 7 exons. Gene Ontology annotation, cellular component: nucleus. NCBI's taxonomy places the organism in Eukaryota, Metazoa, Chordata, Mammalia, Lagomorpha, Ochotonidae. The coding region runs from base 231 to 1583 and encodes 450 amino acids. Gene Ontology annotation, molecular function: RNA polymerase II transcription regulatory region sequence-specific DNA binding; DNA-binding transcription factor activity, RNA polymerase II-specific. The record is from RefSeq and is a predicted model, not a curated record.